Messenger RNA from Taeniopygia guttata (zebra finch), 3397 nucleotides. It is a transcript of the gene CD200R1A, whose product is annotated as cell surface glycoprotein CD200 receptor 1-A. NCBI's taxonomy places the organism in Eukaryota, Metazoa, Chordata, Aves, Passeriformes, Estrildidae. Gene Ontology annotation, cellular component: external side of plasma membrane. Gene Ontology annotation, biological process: regulation of neuroinflammatory response. Gene Ontology annotation, molecular function: signaling receptor activity. The record is from RefSeq and is a predicted model, not a curated record.
UUGAGGAGGAGGAGGAGGGGGAGGACAUGUGGAAGUAUUUUCUUAGAGGUUGUGCCAAAGACGUGAUAAAGAAGUAGCAGAAAUAAAAGUAGUGAGAAACAUGAAGUAUCUCUCUAGUUUCCCAAGACUAAGGUUUCCUUUUUGAUAUUAAACUCAGCACUGAAUAAUCUCCUCUCUCUGAACUCUGCUGCAGGGUUCACUCAUUGGCCUCCUGAGGAGAGCCAAUGAACAGAAGGCAGAAUUGCUCAGCCUGUUUCCUCAGUGUUUGCCUGGGUUCUCAGCACAGGAAGCUCUGAAAAGUGCUCUGAAAAGUAGAAGGAGGAACCGCUCCAGCUUUGAGGAGCCAGCCAGUCAGGAACAUGCACAGCUAAAGGAGAGGCAUGGGAAAGGGGGAGAGGAAACACUGACACUGGCUGCUGCGGAUGUACUGGUAGGCAAGAAAUGCUCCCCAUGACCACAGUUAAGUUGGUGGAGCUGCCUGAGCCAUGAAAGCAGGAACCAACAUGAAGAUUGCUGGGAAGACUGUGUAUGUUUUUGUGCUGCUCACCAUCACCAUGGUCAUGAGAUUAGCAGGGAACAACUCCUCAGUGUUAGUGAUGACUGUAGGUAACAGCUCAGUUCUCACCUGCCCUCUCAGAGGAAAUAUGACUAUGCUAAAAUGGACAAUAACCCCCAAGGCUGGAGGCCCUUGCACCUUGGUAUACAGGGUUGAUACAAACAGGACACACAGAACAAACUGCAGUGACAACAUAGACUGGACAUUCCAAGCAGGUCUGCCUCCUGCCCUUGAGAUACGGCAAGUGGGAAUCGCCCAGGAGGGAAAUUACAGCUGCGAAAUGGCAACAACGGAAGGGAAUUUCCACAACACCUACCACCUGACCGUGCUGGCCCCCCCGAGGCUGAGCCUGUCCUGUGAUGAGCAGGGCAGCCCCGUGUGCGAGGCAGCGGUGGGGAAGCCGCCGGCUCAGCUCUCGUGGCUCCCAGAGGGCAGCUCCCCUCCAGAGGAGAAGUGCCACGACAACGGGACAGUGACUGUUCUCAGCAAGUUCAUGGUGUGUAGUCCCAAUGUCACCAAUGUGACCACCUGCAUGGUGUCCCACCCAGCUGGGAACUGGAGCCAGUCCAUAGCCUGCUGUCCCUCAGAGAAAACCAACACCAACGUUUUCCUGUAUGCCUGCAUCAUUACUUGUGUUCUGAUCAGUAUCACCUUGUUGGCUGUCAUUUGCUAUUUCAAGCUCUACAGUGGUAGACCAUGCCACAAAACCAAACCUCCUGAAAUUGCUCCUAUACAUUCCCAACAGGAUGACACAAUGGAAGUGGAACCUUAUACUACUUAUGUGCAGAAGGAAAAUGUAAUUUACAACUCAGUGUCUGAUCUGACAGUGGGGCAGAAUCUUCCACAAGACCUGUGUCCAGGAAGGUGAAUGAUUCAACAACACCAGAAAAGGAAAGAAAUUCUUUAUAGAAGACUGGUUAUAGAAAGAAACUUCUCAGAGGAUUUGUUCAGAUGUUGGGGCAGCAUAGGUCUGUUCAAAAACCUCUGCUUGCUGAUGAGUCCAUAGUUCUUUUUUUUCUCCCUGUUUUACUUUCCUCCUUGGGAAAAUGUGUUAUUCCUUGGGAAGAUGUGACUGACCACACACCAUAGUGUUUCCUGGAAAAGAAGUUGUGACCAGUCUUCCCUUCGUUGUUGUUGCCUUGGGAUGAUAGUCCUGUCAGUCACUUGUAGUUGUUACUUUGAUACACUUGACACUAUGAUGUACACAUUUGGGAGACCGGAGUGUUCUGUCUGAACUGAAAAAAAACCCCACGAGCAGCCACUUUUUUCUAAUACAUGUAUUAGUAACAUAUGACCUGUUGACCUACUGAUCGUCACUGAAUACCUCAAAUAGCAGAAGAUAAUGGUAGGGAAGACUUACUCUGAAAAUGGAAAUAAGGGAUAAAUUUAGAAGGUCAUCCACUAAGAAGGAGACUGCACUAGCAUGACUAAUUGACUUGUUAGGUUCCUAUCCAGUAUUUCGAGAUGCCAUUAUGGGGUGUCAUCCAGAACAAUCUGGACAAGGUUGGUAAUGGCAAUCUCAUGAGAUUUAACAAGACCAAGUGCAAGGUGCUACACCUGUGUUAGGACAACCCCUAGUAUCAAUAGUGACUGGGGCAUGAAAAGAUUGAGAACAGCCCUGCUGAGAAGGACUUGGGGUGGAUGAGAGGCUGGCCAUGACCCAGCAAAGUGCACUUGCAUCCCAGAAAACCAAACGUGUCCUGGGCUGCAUCCAAAGCAGUGUGGCCAGCAGGGGAUGGAAGGGAUUCUGCUCUUCUGCUCUGCUCUUGUGAGACUGCACCUGCAGUGCUGCACCCAGCUCUGGAGUCCCCUGCACAAGCAGGACAUGGACCUGUUGGAGCAGAUCCAGAGGAGGCCAUUGAUAUGAUUAGAGGGAUGGAACACCUGUCCUAUGAGGAAAGGCUGAGACAGUUGGGAUUGUUCAGCCUGGAAAAGAGAAGGCUUUGGGGUGACUGAAUUGUGGCCUUCCACUAGAGAAGAGAACCUGCAAGAAAGACAGAAAUGGACUUUUACAAGAGCAUGCAGUGACAGGGCAGCAGGGAAUGGAUUCACACUGAAACAGAGUAGGUUUAGAUAUUAGGAGGAAAUUCUUUCCUUUGAGGGUGGUGAGACACUGGAGCAGGUUGCACAGAGAGGUUGUGGAUGCCCCACCCCUUGAAGUGUUCAAGGACAGGUUGGAUGGAGCUCUGAGCAACCUGGUCUAGUGAAAGGUGAAUGUGCCAGUGCCAGGGGGUGGACCUUAAUGAUCUUUGAGAUCCCUUCCAACCCAAACCACUCUAUGAUUUUGUGAUUUCCACUAAAUAUGUUCAUUCUGUGUUUCAGAUCACUGGUAUGAUUAUUUUUCUAUAAGAUUCCAUGAAGAUAUGGUGUUCUUCUCUUUCUAAAGAGUAUAAGCAUUAAGAUAUUGUAAAAUACUUACGUUACUCAAAACCCAUAGGCUACUUUAACCAAAAACAAACAUAAAAUAUUUCAUAAAACAAAACAAAUACAAAUAUAUCUUCUAUAAAUGUGCAAUAAUGUUUGCAAAAAAAAAUAAAAUGUUUGCUAAUUGUAGUAAUAUUUAUUUUUACUACCAAAACUGAAAUUUUGUUUCAUUUGUACGUCUAGAUAUUUUACUGAUGUUCUUUUCAAUGUACUUGCAAGUUCACUUUUUUUGUAUGCAAAUUAGCUUAUGUAUCUUAUUGUGUCUCAUUUUGAGGUGACUUAUUCUCACCUUCACAAAAUAUCCCUUGGGAUAAGCAAAAUUAAUUUUCCUCUAUAUAGUAGCAGUUCUCAAUUUUUUUUGAUUGAUGCCUUUCUAGCUAAAGUAUGAACAGUAAGUGUAAAGAAAUAUGUUUAUAA